CACGCGGCGGUUUAACCUCCGUUCGCUCCCGACAGAAUCCCUUGUAUUCGUCCUCAAAAGUUUGAUAUCGGUUUCCACUGUGUGGACUUAGUGUUGUUAGUGUUCAGUGCAUGUUUUAAAGUUAUAAUCGUCGUCGGCCCCGUCGUUUUUCCCCGUUCACGCCGGUAUGGAGGCCGGAUGGGCCCGGAUGGUCCGCGGUGGAAGCGGGGGGUGUCGGUUUUUUUUUGGUAUCGGUCAAAUUUGUUUUUUUGCUAGUUGAGCAAAUAUUGGUUAUAUGUCUUCUUUGUACGUGUUGGUCAAUGACCAAAAGCGAAGAUCCUCGACGGAAGUCGGCAAUGGGCGAAUGAUCCUAGCAGUCGAGCCCAACAUUUUUUUUGUGAAACGCAUACUUGAACUUGAUUCCAACUGUAUUAGUGAAACGCGUUAUUGAAUAGAAGUUAUUGUGAUUAUAAGGAGCUGUUGAAAAUGCAGGCUUUACAAGAUGUAUCCAUUUCUAAAUUUAAAAAGAUUGAGAAGAAAUUGAGGAAAUUCCAACACAUAAUUAAGAAAGAUGUUGGAAUUAUGUGUACUGCAAUUCCUACUAAGAAUUUAGUCAUUUGUAAUGCAGGGUUGGUGAAUGGAUUAACUGAGGAGACAGUAUUUCAUCAUUUUAUUCAAUUUGGAAACCUCACAAAAAUUUGUCUCUUAUCAGGAAAAUCUUGCUGUUUUUUAUCUUACGAAAAUUGUGAGGCUUCUGUAAAUGCAUAUAAUGCUUACAAUGGAAAGUUAAACAUAGCACAACAGGACAAACCUAUUUACCUCCUUUUUACUGAAAUACUGCCUAAUUUUAAGGAAAGCAAAAUAUGGGAACCAGAAAAGUAUCCCUCAGGUUUAACAAUUUUAAAAGAUUUUGUUACAAUGAAGGAAGAGGAUGAGUUACUAAAAUUGUGUAAUUUUGAAGAGUCAGAGUUGGGAAACAUGAGGCAUAGGCAUGUUAAGCAUUUUGGUUAUGAAUUUAGGUAUGACAUCAAUAAUGUGGACAAGGCAAAACCACUUGAAGCAGAGGUUCCAACAGAAUGUAGUUUCUUAUGGCAAAGACUAUUGCAUACAGAUUUAGAAUGCAAAAAUUUUAUGCCAGAUCAGUUGACAAUUAAUCACUAUACUCCUGGUCAAGGAAUACCACAUCAUGUGGAUACUCAUAGUGCUUUUGAUGAUCCCAUUAUCUGUUUAUCCUUAAAAUCUAGUAUCGUGAUGGAAUUCAGAAAUGAAAAGAAACAUGUGUGUGUUUUUUUACCUCAAAGAUCUCUUCUUGUAAUGUCUGGCGAAACUCGUUAUAACUGGACUCAUAGCAUAAUUCCCAGAAAAUAUGAUGUUAUUCCUACCCCAACAGGGUAUACAUCUUAUAAAAGAGGUACUCGCAUAUCAUUUACCUUUAGGAAAAUAGCAACUAGUGAAUGUCAUUGCAUUUUCAAUAGUAAGUGUGAUUCAUACAAAAAGCGUCAAGAAAUCAAUAACAUUACAGCUGCCACUUUGGAAAAUUUGCAUGUUCGCGAGGUAUACAACUCCAUUGCCAAUCAUUUUAGUGAUACCAGACAUAAACCUUGGCCGAAUGUUUUAAAAUUUGUCGAAUCAUUUGAAAUAGGAUCAAUACUUAUUGACCUUGGAUGUGGAAAUGGAAAAUAUUUGGCAAGAAACCUCAAUAUAUUUGAUGUAGGUUGUGAUAGCAGUUUUGAGCUGGCUAAAAUAUGUAGUGAGAGAGGAUUGGAAAUAUUUAUUGCAAAUUGUUUAAACAUUCCACUUAGAAGUGAAAUUGCAGAUGGGAUUAUAAGUAUUGCUGUUAUCCAUCAUUUGGCCAAUGAGGCUAGAAGAUUACAAGCAUUAACAGAAAUAGUGAGAUUAUUAAAAACUGGCGGAAGAGCUUUAAUUUAUGUAUGGGCCAGAGAUCAAUUAAAAGAUUGUGAAAAAAGUAGUUACAUUAAACAAAACAGAAAACAUAAUUCCGUAAAUGAAAACUCAGUUCCAUCCCAGGAAAUCUCCGUCUUGGAUCUAUCAUUUCAGGUUCAUACAAAUAGAACGCAGUUUCAGACAAAAGAUGUCUUGGUGCCGUGGAAAAUAAAAAACGACCAAAAAAGUACUUAUUUUCGCUACUACCAUGUGUUUGAUGAGCAGGAGUUGGAUAGUUUGUGUCAAAAAUUACCUAAUGCAGCUAUUGAAAAAAGUUAUUAUGAUCAGGGCAACUGGUGCGUGAUUAUUAAAAAAAUUAGUUCAUAGGUUGUGAGGUUUAA
Cylas formicarius (sweet potato weevil) is the source of this 2264-nucleotide messenger RNA. RefSeq names its product alkylated DNA repair protein alkB homolog 8. Lineage: Eukaryota; Metazoa; Arthropoda; Insecta; Coleoptera; Brentidae. The transcript is spliced from 4 exons. The coding region runs from base 466 to 2250 and encodes 594 amino acids. The record is from RefSeq and is a predicted model, not a curated record. Gene Ontology annotation, molecular function: S-adenosylmethionine-dependent methyltransferase activity; nucleic acid binding.